Talaromyces marneffei is the source of this 735-nucleotide messenger RNA. RefSeq lists its product as uncharacterized. Gene Ontology annotation, molecular function: dolichyl-phosphate beta-D-mannosyltransferase activity. NCBI's taxonomy places the organism in Eukaryota, Fungi, Ascomycota, Eurotiomycetes, Eurotiales, Trichocomaceae. The record is from RefSeq and is a predicted model, not a curated record. The transcript is spliced from 2 exons. Gene Ontology annotation, biological process: GPI anchor biosynthetic process; protein O-linked glycosylation via mannose. Bases 1 to 735 code for a protein of 244 amino acids. Gene Ontology annotation, cellular component: endoplasmic reticulum membrane.
AUGGCGAAACAGGACAAGUACUCCGUGAUCCUUCCCACCUAUAACGAACGGAAGAACCUACCGAUCAUUUGCUGGCUUAUUGAGAAGACAUUCCGAGAACAAAAUCUCGACUGGGAAGUCAUUAUCGUCGACGACGGCUCUCCUGAUGGCACACAAGACGUCGCAAAACAGCUUCAGAAAGUAUGGGGCACCGACCAUAUCAUCCUCAAGCCACGAGCUGGCAAACUCGGUCUUGGAACAGCCUACGUUCACGGCCUCCAAUUCGUAACGGGAAACUUCGUGAUCAUCAUGGACGCCGAUUUCAGUCACCACCCGAAAUACAUCCCCAAAAUGAUUGAGAUUCAAAAACAGAGCAAUGCGGAUAUUGUGACGGGUACGAGAUACGCUAAGCGCGGCGACUUGAAAGGUGGUGUGUAUGGAUGGGAUUUGAUUCGGAAGUUUACUUCGCGAGGCGCCAAUCUCAUCGCGGAUGUCAUGUUGAUGCCCGGUGUUAGCGACUUGACUGGUAGUUUCCGGUUGUAUAAGAAGAGUGUUUUGGAGAAUGUCAUUACAAGCACGGAGAGCAAAGGAUACUCUUUCCAAAUGGAGAUGAUGGUCCGUGCUAAAGCUUUGGGCUACAAGGUUGAAGAAUGCCCGAUCACCUUCGUUGAUCGUCUAUAUGGGGACAGUAAACUUGGUGGAGAUGAGAUUGUUGGGUAUCUCAAGGGUGUUUUCAUGCUGUGGUUGAAAGUUUAA